Triticum aestivum (bread wheat) is the source of this 1292-nucleotide messenger RNA. RefSeq lists its product as uncharacterized. The record is from RefSeq and is a predicted model, not a curated record. Bases 90 to 1199 code for a protein of 369 amino acids. The transcript is spliced from 2 exons. NCBI's taxonomy places the organism in Eukaryota, Viridiplantae, Streptophyta, Magnoliopsida, Poales, Poaceae.
UAUCCCAUCCACCCGACUCGCCGCCGCACUCCCACCAAAUCCCCUCGGGAUCCAUCCCCAACCUACCAGGCUCCUCCUUCCAUGGGAUCAUGCCCGAUCCAAUCCAGCCACACCGAACCAUCCAUCUCCUCCAUCCAAUGAAGCCAACCCAUCACUGCAGUCUCCUACUCCUCCUGCCGAGCUACCACGUCCGCAGCGACGCCAUGCCCGAGCCCCGCUGCCUCCUCUGCUUCCUGAGCGCCACCGCAGGAAUAGAUGCAGGCCCCUUCCUUGUCCCCUUAUUCCGCCAAGCCACCCGAGCGCGUCGCCUCACCGACCCGACUGUCGCUCCCUUCGGCGGCCUCGCUCGUCAGCGUCCACACCACCAGAAGGAGCCUCACGACGACACCAUGGAUGGCUGCGGCCCGAGCUCGCGUCCGUCACUACAACAGAGUCACCACCGGAGCGCGAUCGCCCUUCCACCGCCGUCGAGCGCCACUGCAGGAGGCAAGCUCCACGCCAUGGCCUCCCCUGCUCGCCAUUGCCACAGCUCGCCCCGCUGUCCAGAUCAGGCCGGGAACCGCCUCCCCGCCGCCCUCUCGUCCGGACCCUGCCACCGUCAGAUCUCCGGAGCGCAACGCCAGGGACCUCCCCAUCGCGCCAAGUUCCUACGCCCGCGGCCCCCUGCCUUGACCGCCUCCUGUUCGUCAGGAGAUGAUGAGCGCCUCGAGCUUUGCCUGCCUCGUCUCCAUCCAUCGCCGGUUGCCUCCCCGACCCGCCGCUUCUCGCGCCCUGCCUCACGCCUGAGCGUCACGAGCGAGCGCGGGCUCCUGUGCCUUCCGCGUCGUCCCGACCUCCUCCAACCGUCGCCCUCUGCUUCGAGAUGCCGUCCGUGCCUCGAUGUCCUCCAAGACCGGCCGGAUCCAUCUUCUCGCGCUUGGGCCUGCCCGUCCGCUCCAUCCCGCCGCUCGCCGGAGACCCAGGCGUCCCUGUGGUCGCCGUUGACUGCGUGCGAGCUCGACCCUUGCCUUCUGUCGCGUCCUCAUUCGAGUGCUCGAGCACCGCCCCGCGUUGGCCGUUCGAGUGCCAGCAUGGACAAGUGCCGCGUCGCCCAUGCGAGCCCUACUCUGCUUCGCCGUGGGCCGCCAGAUCCGCCCCGCUGGACCUCCUCUCCGACGCUGGGCCUUAGCCCAUGGAUUCAUUUUGUUCUGGAGUUUUGAGGAUUCGUUCGACUACGGCCGUUUAUCUUCUUCAUGGAAUCGUUCUUCUUCUUUGCGGGAUCUCAGGCAAGAUGACCAUACCCUUGAAAUCAC